UUGGCUGCUCGAAUUCACAGGAAAAGUUCUGUAACGCUAUUCGUCCGGAUUGAGGGAGCGGAAGUGGCUUUCCUUUGGUUUUGUCCAUCUUUGUGCGACCUUGGCGGCCCCCUAGAGCCCGCGUUUUGAUUUUGCGUCGCGCCUCCAAUCAGGAUUUAGCCAAUGAGUCCGCAGAGGAUUCCUCCGAGCUCAUGGCUACGUACUCUGGGCAUUAGUGCGGGAUAAACAAGGUGUUGCAUGUUAUCCUGGCAUCUGUAGGAGCCGAGACUUGUGUCCUUUUCUGUGCAUGCUGUUUCUAAGCGCCGUGCAGGGCCUCGAAAUUUUCGGUCGGAAGGCUCUCAAGGCGGUCAGUUGGGAACUUCUGUAAGUGGUUCCCAGAUAAAUAGACAACGCAGUGAAGUUGCGUGUCAGAAUCGAACGAGCAACAGCUGCGGCAGGACUUACCCGAAUUUAUUGAAAAGCUCGCAGCGGUGAAUCGUCGAGACCGUACAGACUUUCAUAUGGCGGAAAACUCAGUCCUAUUCCGGCUGAGCAGCUGCUCGUGUUCACGCGCAUUUCCACCGGGAAAGCUCCUUUGUUCCAAGUGAUUCCAUUUGUAUUCGGUCGGUAUUUGUGCAGUGAGUUGUUUUGCCGCACUUGUCGGUGCGAACAAUAUCCAGCCCAUCCACUCAUUGACAACGACCUCCACCCAUUGACCACGACCACGGCCCCCUUCGCUUGUGGUCGCUUACAGUCCGUACACGUCCUGUAGCUCGCAGACGCAGGUGUAAAUAAGUUUCCGAAAAGCUUGUCGGGUCGCGUUUUAAUUUCUAAUAGACAUAGGCCCUUGGCUCCCGGACAAUUUGUGCAUAUGAAAAAAACCGUAUGUUCGCCAAGGACACCGUUGUCGAUAGUACACACGGCGGAAAAGUGAAAUUCUUAUAAACGGAGCGAUUCCUCGCGGGGGGAGCAGGGAACCAUGUCAGUCAAGAUGACCAAGUACAAGCAAGCUGAAUUCGUUGACGAGGACACCAGCUCCAUCGGCACAAUACAUUUGAACGAAGGCACAAGUAAUCCAGCUAUUCACAUAAGAUAUCAUACAGCACGGGGAACAUCAUUAUGGAGAUCUCGAAAUAAAUUAGAAAAGUAUUUAAUAGUAACAGCACUUAUCCUUACUUUUAUUAUCAUACUUUUAAUUGGAGUUUUAUCGUCGGGCAGCAGCAGAGACCAGAAGUCUGCACAUGUACCACAUACUAAACCAAUACAAGUUCCUUGUCUAAAUGAGCACUGUAUACAUGCAUCUAGUCAAAUUCUAAAAUCAAUAGAUCGUAGUAUCGAUCCAUGUGAUGAUUUCUAUGCAUUUGCCUGUAAUCGCUGGAUCAAGAACAACCCAAUACCAGAUGGCAAAUCCAUGUGGGGCACAUUUGGAAAGCUAGAGCAACAAAAUCAGUUAGUUAUCAAGAACGUUUUAGAACGUCCUUUAUCCUUCUUUAAAUCAGAAGCUGAAAGGAAAGCCAAAUUAUACUACGAAUCAUGCCUGGAUGAAGAUGAAAUUAUGGAGAAAUUAGGGGCAGAACCUAUGCAGAAAUUCCUUCGUGACAUUGGCGGAUGGAAUGUAACCGAAAGUGGUUUCUCACUAUCAAAUUGGUCAAUGGAGGAGACAUUAAAACGAUCACAAAAUAUAUACAACAUGGGUGGCCUUUUCGCAUGGGCCAUUGGCGAAGAUGAUCGCAACUCAUCGCGGCAUGUUAUUCAAAUCGAUCAAGGCGGCCUCACGCUCCCAACACGUGACAACUAUCUGAAUCGAACCGUUCAUGAAAAGGUCCUCAAUGCAUACCUCGAUUAUAUGACAAAGGUUGCUGUCCUACUAGGUGCCAAUGAAACAGAUGCCCGUCGACAAAUGAGCGAUGUGAUCGAAUUCGAGACCAAAAUCGCCGAAGUUACAGUGCCAGCAGAGAACCGUCGCGAUGAAGAAGCUCUAUAUCAUCCUAUGGCCCUUUAUGAGCUCCAGGCAAAAGCUCCCUUCAUUAACUGGACUGCUCAUUUUGCGGAUGCCAUGAAAAUUGUAGGGCGAAAAAUCACUGAAAAAGAAAUUGUUGUCGUAUAUGCACCCGAAUUUCUCCAACAAAUGACGGAAAUUGUCAAAACCUACAAUAAAACUCCGAAAGGAAAAAUUAUUCUCAACAACUAUCUAGUCUGGCAAGCAGUUCGAACCUUAACCGCUUGUUUAUCGAAACCGUUCCGCGAUGCCUACAAAGGAGUUCGGAAAGCGCUUAUCGGCUCUGAAGGUGGGGAGGAGCCAUGGCGUUACUGCGUCACUGAUACCAACAAUGUAAUUGGUUUCGCAAUAGGUGCCAUGUUCGUUCGUGAGGUAUUCCAUGGUGAGUCGAAACCGCAGGCUGAAGAAAUGAUCAAUGAAGUACGUACAGCUUUCAAACGGAAUUUGAAGAACUUGGCAUGGAUGGAUCGCGAAACACGACGUCUAGCCGAAGAGAAGGCCGACGCUAUCUCAGAUAUGAUUGGGUUCCCCGACUGUAUUCUAAACCCGACCCAGCUGGAUAAGAAAUACGAUGACUUGCAAAUCGAUUCAAAAAAGUAUUUUGAGAAUAAUUUGCGGGUUAACAUUUACAACUUAAAGAAAAAUCUAGAAAAACUUGACCAGCCAGUGAAUAAGACCCGGUGGGGCAUGACUCCUCCCACGGUCAACGCAUAUUACACACCAACAAAAAAUCAAAUAGUUUUUCCAGCUGGAAUACUUCAAUUGCCAUUUUACGAUAUCAACAAUCCAAAAAGUUUGAACUUUGGCGCUAUGGGAGUUGUAAUGGGGCACGAGCUAACACACGCUUUCGACGAUCAAGGACGAGAGUACGAUAAAUAUGGAAAUCUGCAUCAAUGGUGGAAUAAUCAAACUAUUGAGCGAUUCAAACAGCGAACAGAUUGCUUCAAUGAACAGUAUGGUGCAUACUCAUUGAAUGGACGCAAUCUGAAUGGAAAGCAAACACUUGGUGAGAAUAUCGCUGACAACGGUGGACUUAAAGCAGCUUUUCAUGCCUAUACGUCCACCAACAACGAUCGUCCAGUUGAUGUUCUUCCGUUGCCUGGAAUCAAUAUGACACACAGGCAGUUAUUUUUUAUAUCUUUCGCACAAGUAUGGUGCUCAGCUGUCACAGACGAGGCCUCCAGCUUACAAAUAGAAAAGGAUCCGCAUUCGCCACCAAUGUACCGCGUGAUUGGACCCCUAUCAAAUUUAAAAGAAUUCUCCGAAGAAUUCAAUUGUCCCCUCGGAUCUCGUAUGAAUCCUUUAAACAAAUGUGAGGUGUGGUAAAUGAAGCUAAAAUUUUAUUGAAAUUGGAAGUGGAAAGGGUUUGGUUUUCUUGUCUCAGUCGAAUUAUCGUAAAUUAUUUAAUUAUUUAUCGUCCAGGAAAGUUAUGGACUUUGUUGUGGAAAAGAAACAUCGGACAAAAACGUGUAGUCCUUUAUAUUGGAAUGAAACUCACAGUUUCAUCGUACAUAUUAGAUUAUCUCAAUUCAUCCUUAACGUAAGCAAAGCAUGUUCUUCUUGUCCUAACUCAUAUAAACCACACCAAUUGAAAAAAAAUCAUCUUAUGUACAAAUUUUUUAUCUAGAGGCAGUUUUUUUAGGAUCACAUGGCGUUGUUAAGCAAUUUGACAACACCUUGAGGUAACCCGUGAAAAAUCUCGGGCUAGAUCAAAGAACGUUGGGCGAUCUAAGUACUGCGUGGUUAUCUUAUCAGCGUACUAACACUAUACCAAUUUUUUAAAGCAUAUCUCCAGACACUUCUGCUGGUAAAUUUCCUUUGAUAUUUAAAACUGCCUUUGCCUGUUCGGUCGCUUCAAUUGUAGUCAUUGUAAGAUCAUAUAAACUUGAACGAAAUUGCGCCUCUUCCAAAGCUACCUAACAAAUUAAAAAAAAAUACCUUUCCAGCAGAAAUAUAAGCACGAUAUUACGCGUUAUCUUGGAAGCUUAAAAGUAGAAAAAUUUCGAACCCUCGAGUAGAGAUACUUUUGAGCUCCACAGUGAAGGUGUUAAAUUGCCCAGGUACAUAAAAAUACUCCUGGAUGGACAGGUAACUUGUGUAGGACUUCGUCAUUUAUCUGGAUUUUUAAAAUAGGCUCAUGAAUGUUACAUUGGUGCAAUUUUCUUGGCAGCAUUCGGACUUUGAAAAUUCAAAUUUGAUUCUUCGAACUUCAGCUCUGGCAGGAGAAUUUUUUUCGGGGUGGCAGCACUACACCGUUUUGGCGUGUAAAAUAGCGGGUCCGGUCCGUUACCAAGUGGGUGCGGACUCAGGACUCCCAGCAUAAUAAUAAUAAUAAUCGCUGGCGCAACAAUCCAUGUUUGGAUCAGGGCCUUGAAAUGUGU
Messenger RNA from Hermetia illucens (black soldier fly), 4359 nucleotides. RefSeq names its product neprilysin-3 (gene Nep3). Gene Ontology annotation, molecular function: metalloendopeptidase activity. Gene Ontology annotation, biological process: protein processing. The coding region runs from base 959 to 3304 and encodes 781 amino acids. The transcript has 11 exons. Gene Ontology annotation, cellular component: plasma membrane. NCBI's taxonomy places the organism in Eukaryota, Metazoa, Arthropoda, Insecta, Diptera, Stratiomyidae. The record is from RefSeq and is a predicted model, not a curated record.